AUGACGCUGCUCAUCCCUCAUCCAGAAGAUGGUGAAAUAUUCAGGGAGAAGACAAAGAAGGAAAAAUUUCUCGAUAACGUAGUGGGCGACAUAUCGAUCUCAUCUCGAGAGUUCCAGACGGAAUCCACAAAACUAUGCCAAGCCUGCAUAAUUGCAGAGGAGGAUGGCAGCGUCUCCGGUCUGUCCGAUGUUGCCGAACGAAUUCUCAAGACAGCUCCUAAUUACGAGUUCCUAUCACGGGAGAUCAUGCCCGAUGGACGAUAUUCUGCCCCCUGGUCACAGUCGCCGAGGAUCAUAAAGGAUAUCGAGUCCCGCGGCAGCAAAUUCUGCCACGACAGAUUGGCAAUAGUCGCAAAUUGCUGCCAAUACUCCAUCAGGCUAGAUGACGCCAUCUUGCGGCAAGGAUCACACAGCAUGAGUCUAUCUAUGCUCGCUCUUUACCUCUUGAAUGGAGAGAUCAUGGAGGACACAUGUGAAGAAAAGGAAGAGGACCGUACUUGGGUGAGAUGUCGGAAGCAAACAGUCUCCGACUUCGUCACGGACCAGUCCUUCGAUGGCUUUUGUCCACCUCUACUGAGGCGUCCUCUUGUCUUCAAUAAUGGGUGCCGAUUCAUUGACGCUCGGCUAACACAUGAGGGCUUGGAGACCGCUGGUCAUCUAUGGAAGCUGGAUCGUGUCAUACAACCGGAAAAGUACGUGAUGUUUUGA
Molecule: messenger RNA, 708 nt
Organism: Colletotrichum tamarilloi
Lineage: Eukaryota; Fungi; Ascomycota; Sordariomycetes; Glomerellales; Glomerellaceae
Exons: 1
Coding region: 1-708 (235 amino acids)
Source: RefSeq, a predicted model, not a curated record